AUGGCUUGCGUCAUUGGAACCUCGCGAGAGCCACGCCGUGGGCCGCAGGCUGGCAAGUCUGGGGACCCCCGUUCCCAAAACGCCGAGAGGCACCCUGAUCAGAACAGGGUUCUUGGGUUGCGUCUCGGCAACAUUGGACUCGAAGGUCCAUUCCCUCGAGGCCUCCAGCUUUGCAGCUUCAUGACCGCCCUUGACAUGUCCGGCAACAACUUCUCAGGGCCGCUCCCGGAACACAUCUUCGAGCAGAUGGCAUACAUAACCUACCUCGACCUCUCGAACAAUAGUCUCUCGGGUGUGAUCCCUGCAGGCAUCGCGAACAUGACGUACCUGAGCACGCUCGCCCUUCAGCACAACCAGUUCGACGGCGGAAUUCCGGCGCAGCUAGGCAACACUUCGCAGCUCAUUUCGUUCAAUGUCGCCGAUAACUCACUGUCGGGCCCUGUCCCGGACUCUUUGCAUCGCUUCCCGGCUGCCAACUUCACGGGCAACCCAGGGCUUUGCAGGGCGCCGCUCGACAAGAAGUGCAAGAAGAGCUUCAUGGUGCGGAUACACGUCCGUCUUGUUCGGAUUCGGGAGAUGUUUGUCCGGAUUCAUAAGCUGCUGCACAGGAUCAACGACGCGUCCAUCAUCGGGGCGUCGGCUGGGUUCAUCUUGGGGUUCGUGUUGGCCUUCUACUUUUCGCACAAGUUCUUGUUCUGUGGGAGGCUCCAGCCCUACACCUUUCGUGUUUGUGGGUGA
Molecule: messenger RNA, 738 nt
Organism: Triticum aestivum (bread wheat)
Lineage: Eukaryota; Viridiplantae; Streptophyta; Magnoliopsida; Poales; Poaceae
Product: probably inactive leucine-rich repeat receptor-like protein kinase At5g48380
Exons: 2
Coding region: 1-738 (245 amino acids)
Molecular function (GO): protein binding
Source: RefSeq, a predicted model, not a curated record